This is a messenger RNA of Alternaria ethzedia, 594 nucleotides long. RefSeq lists its product as uncharacterized. The coding region runs from base 1 to 594 and encodes 197 amino acids. The record is from RefSeq and is a predicted model, not a curated record. Lineage: Eukaryota; Fungi; Ascomycota; Dothideomycetes; Pleosporales; Pleosporaceae. The transcript is spliced from 3 exons.
AUGUCUCUCCCGCAAACCAAAUCAGCAUGGCUGAUGCUUGCCAUCUCCAGUGGCGCUUGUGCAGCUUUCAAUGGCGUCUUCGCAAAGCUCACAACCACAGAGCUCACUGCAUCCUGGUCAAGCUCCAUAGCCCUGGCAUUCGGGCUGAGUGCGUCAAACAAGAUUGUUGAAUAUGCGAUACGAGGGCUCUUCUUUGGCAUGAACCUCGUCUUCAACGCGAUCAUGUGGGGGCUCUUCACGCGUGCCCUUACCCUUGCCUCCUCGACCGUACGCGUCAGCAUCAUAAACACGUCUGCGAAUUUUAUCGUCACAGCCGUCCUUAGCUUCAUCAUCUUCAGCGAGAACCUACCGGGGUUAUGGUGGCUUGGGGCAGCCAUGCUGGUAGCUGGCAGCGUGAUCAUCGGCAUGAGAGAGGAGACUGAGAAGAAGAGUGUGGUAGCUACCACGGGAGAGGCCCCACUUCUCGACCGCGAUGGUGACGCGAACACGGAGGGCUUUAGGGACGACCAAGACCAAGGCGAUGACACAGUCGAACUCAACAGCGUGAAGAACACAGCAGGGGACAGCAGUGACGAAGACGGUGUAUUGAAAUAG